AUGUUUAUUGAAAGUGCCUUUCUGCAACGUAUGCAGCUAUUUCUGAUCGAUGUUUGCUCAGUAUGGUCUAGUGAUUGGAAGCAUUCUACUGAAUUAAAAGAGCUUAUUUAUACAAGUGUUAAACCAAUAGGUGAUUCUGAUGCCGGAAAAUAUUCCAAAAUCAAAGUAAAUAGUUGGGUUGAAUGUGUUGCUCAAUGUUGUCUAUUUAAUCGAUGUAAUGUUGCUUAUUGGAUAUCAUCAACAUGUCUUCAUAUUGAAUGUUUAUCGGAUGAAUUAUGUAAACCAAUAAAUAUUGUUAAUGGUGAUAUUAAUGACGAUACAUUAUAUUUGAAAGUUCGUUCUGUUCAAUCAACAGCAGCUGCUAUUGAUUAUGAUGAUCCAGGAUUUGAUGAGUGUAAUGAAACAAAAUUAUGUCCUACUAAUGAACAAUGUGAACAAGUAUCAAUAAAUGCUCAAUUAAAACGAAAUAUAUGUUUAUGUGAUGGUAAUAAUGAUUAUCGUCGUAUUAAAGGUGUCUGUCGACAAUAUUUACCUCAUACAAAACCUUGUGCAAUAUAUGAAACAGAUUAUGAAAAUAAUGAUGAUGAUGAUGAUGAUGAUAGAGGAAAAUGUAAGAGAAAUGAAGAAUGUUUACCGCCAAGUGAUCGUGCUAAACAUGGAUAUUGCCAAUGUAAAUUAGGUUUUAUAAGAAAAGAUGCAAAUAGAAAGUGUGUAAUUGAUAAACAAGAAAACUUAUCAACAGUAUCUUCAACAAAAUCAACUUCAAUUUCAUCAUUAUAUGAUUUUGAAGUACAAGCUGGUGAUGAUCAAACAAUAAUAUUACCUCACAAUGAAGUUGAUUUAUCUGGACAUGUUCUUUAUAAAUCAAAUAAAAAAGAAGUUGAUAUAUCAAUAUUAAAAAAUCAAAAGUUUACAUUAUUUUGGUCACUUAAAUCAUCAACAAAUGGAGCCACAGUUGAUAUUUCUCAUCAAGAAGAUCUAACAUCACAUAUUCUUGUUAAACAAUUACGUGAAGGAAUAUAUGAAUUUGAAUUGAAAUUAAAUGAUAAACAAGGAACAACAUUAGCAUCUGAUAUUGUUAAAAUAGAAGUUCUUUCAACUACAACGGCACCAUCACCUCUCGUUGUCAAAAUAUCUUCUUCAGUAAUAGUUCGUUUACCACAACAAGUAACUAAACUUGAAGCCUCUGUCGAACCUUCUAAUCGGCCAGUUACCUAUAAGUGGACGUACAAAAACGAUGGUCCUGUCACACCAAUAAUUGAAAAUAUUAAUACUUCUGAUUUAUUAAUAUCAAAUCUUCGUCCUGGUAAUUAUUCGUUUCGAUUAGAUGUUACUGAUAAUAUCGGUAAUCAGCAAACAAAAACUAUUCUAUUAAUUGCUAUUGGUGAACCAAUUGAAGCUCGAGUAGUAAAUCAUCGUGAAAUUGUAUUUUGGCCAUCAAAUGAUGUUAUACUUGAUGGUACACCAAGUAUUAUUGAACAACAAACACAUAUUUAUUGGACAUUAAUAUCAACUGAUAAUAAACAAGAUGCAGAUAAAAUAAAUAUUCUAACACCAAAUUCACUUAAAACUCGAAUAACAAAUCUUCGUUUUGGACAAUAUAAAUUUCUUUUAACACUAGUAACAAAUGAUAAACAAUAUAAAUCAAAUGUCGAAGUUCUUGUUAUUGUUUAUUCACAAAAUGGUCAGCCACCAAAAGUUUCUAUUCAUUUAGAAACAAAUAAUGUUAAUAUAUUAAAUAAUCUUAUCAUACUUAAUGCAACAACAACAAUAGCUGAUUAUGGUAUUGCAAAAUGGCAAUGGAUUAAAAGUCCAUUAAGUCCAGCUAUUGGUUAUUUUAUAAAUAAUUCAAAUUUAUCACCUAUUGCUUAUAUAACAAAUUUAAUUGAAGGACAAUAUAUAUUUAUUCUUCAAGUAUAUGAUGAUCGACAACAAAUGAGUGAAAUGAAUAUAACAGUUAAUGUUCAUGGUAUACCAGAUGAAGAAGAUUUAAUUGAAAUUAUUUUCUUAUCAAAACCAUAUUUAUAUCAGCAAACACUUGAUAAUCUUUUAGCACAAAUACGAGUUUUUCUUAUUGAUUUAUUACCAAAUAUAGAUAUUAUUAUGGUUGGAAUGUUAAAAGAAGAUGUUUUAUUAAUUAAAGGAAAAGAUGUUAAAACGAAUUUAAUUAUUUCACCAAAAUUAAUUGUUAAUCAUUUACAAAAUAAAAUUAAAUCAUUACGUUCAGCAUCAAAUAUGAAUAUUUUAUCAAUUGAUACUUAUUUAUGUUUAUCAAAUUGUUCAAAUCAUGGUAAAUGUGAUCAAAAAACAAAAAGUUGUAUUUGUAAUAAAUAUUAUAUGGAAAAUUGGUUUAAAUCUAUUGUUUAUAGGGAAAAAAAUUGUGAUUUUAUAAUUCAUUACUUCGUUCUAAUCGCAAGUAUUAGCUCAAUAUCGACAAUAAUAUUUUGUUGGUUAUGUUUAUGUUGUUGUUUACGUUGGAGACGCCGUUGUAAUUUAUUAAAACGUCGUAAACGUAUUCGUUAUCAAUUAUUACAGGAAAAUGAUGAUUCUGAUGAUCAAAGUUCAAAAAGUUCAAAAGAAAAAAGUAAAAAUAAAUUUCAUUCAACAAAAAAAAAUAAAACAAAACUAUCAAAUAUAGUUAUAUCGGAAUCUGACAAUGAUCAAUCUGAUGAAAAUGGUGAACAAACUCUAUAUGAUAAACCACUUCUUACAGCUAAGUCACAAACGAACUCACCAAAAAUAAAAUCUCGUGGAUUAAAAGUUGCUGUACAAGACAGUAAUGGUAGUCCAAUGUUAGGCAAUAAUCGUCAAUCACCAAUGACAUCUGAACAUAGUAUUGCUUAA
Rotaria sp. Silwood2 is the source of this 2844-nucleotide messenger RNA. NCBI's taxonomy places the organism in Eukaryota, Metazoa, Rotifera, Eurotatoria, Philodinida, Philodinidae. The record is from the annotation of a GenBank genome assembly.